Triticum dicoccoides is the source of this 1501-nucleotide messenger RNA. RefSeq lists its product as uncharacterized. The transcript is spliced from 6 exons. The coding region runs from base 160 to 1200 and encodes 346 amino acids. NCBI's taxonomy places the organism in Eukaryota, Viridiplantae, Streptophyta, Magnoliopsida, Poales, Poaceae. The record is from RefSeq and is a predicted model, not a curated record.
CCAACUUCUGAAGAUAUUUCUACGCUGCAUGGUGAUGAUUCACCUGAUAUGAACGUGUGAUCAAACUAUUCCGUUAGCCCUGAGUCCAUUGAUGACGCAAUCUCUGCUGAAAACUGCAAGAAGAAUGCUUUGCUGUCAAAUGUGGCAGCGAUAAGUGAAAUGCUAGAGGAGGUUGAGGUUAGUGAGGCAGAAACAAAACAUGUUGUAUCCCAAGCAAGUCAAGCUGGCAAUGAUAUUCUUGUAAAGGCGGCGAAGCUAAAAGAAAUGUCUACACUAGCAGUGGAAGAGAACAACAAGGUUGCAGCAGAGGUUUUUGCUGAGAAAUCUAUUCUAGCCUCAGAAGCUCAGGGGCUCCAGUCCUGGUUGUUUGACAUUUCUGAAGAACGAAAACACUUCGUGUCGGUCAUUGACGAGAUGCACCAGACUCUUCAAAGAAGACUUGAUUUAGCAGAAGCAGAAAGAGCAGCUGCUGAGAUGGAAAUGAUUGAAAGGGAAAAAAUGGCUCAAGAAAUGCUGAAAGAACAGGAAGUCCUACUUGAUGCUGCCAAGGAAGAGUCUAAGAAGCUGGAGCAACAGGCAGAGGAGAAUGCAAAGCUGCGGGAGCUACUGAUGGACAGGGGCCAUGUUGUUGAUGAAUUGCAUGGAGAAAUGCUUGGAAUCUUCGGCAACAUUACGCAGCUCCAACGUAGAGUUGAUAUGCGAGUCCCUGCCGAGCAACUAGCUUCGUCGAUACUGUCCAGCUCAGUCGAGUCAGCAGCUGGCCAAUCCCCUGCUGAAGAACCACUGCAGCUCGCUCCAAUGAGCUUUCCCAGCCCGGUCCAAUCAGCACAUUCCGGGCUAAUUUAUGUUGAUGAGCCACUGGAACUAGCUUCAUCGAGCUUAGCAGGCUCGGUCGUAUCAGCGCCUUCAAAACUACUUCCUACUGGUGAAUCGCUGGAGCUAAGUUCAUCGAGCUUGGUCGGCUCCGUCGUAUCGGCACCUUCCAAACUGUUCUCUGUCUGUGAGCCACUUCAGCUAGCUUCAUCGAGCUUGUCUAGCUCUGUCAGAUCGGUGACUUCGGAGAGCAGCUGGUCUUCUGCCACGGAGUCGAAUUCAGGUUUCAAUGACGAGGAGGAGAUCGCUGUUGCUUCUCCCCGUGACAAUUUUGCUCUGGACGACACCUGGAAUGUAGUCGAAGAAGACGAGGAAUGCGUGUGCUAACCUUCUGGGCAUGAUGCUCGUGAUGUUCUAAUCCAUCCUUCAUUUUUUUCCGGCAAGAGUUAUUAGCAUCUGUCCGUACGUGCCGGAACUUGUUGCAGAUUUACGCAUGUUUUUUUGUUGAGUUUCAGAGAUUUGCGCAUGGUGAUAACGUGCUUUCAUGUUGGUAGUUUUCCUCUGUAGCUGGAACCUGCUCACAUGAGGGUCAUCAGAAAAGGUGACAAAAUUUGUUUAAUAGUGAUAUUAUUUGACAGUCACUCCAGGUUCGGCACAACCUUCGGUGAAAUAUUUGCUCGUUGCUGAU